AUGAAUUUUUACAGAGACUGUGCUGGCGUAUUGACGCGCCUCGCCGAGAAAAAGGGCUCAGUACAAAGUCUGAUCAGCACGCUCCCUGAAAAGGAUCGUAGACGGGGUGCCGCGCUCAUUAUCGAGACGUUAAAAUACCACCCCGUGCUCCUUGAGAUCAUUCAGACUUCAGGAAUUCUCCAACACGAGAAGAAGAUUCUAAAGGACAGCAACCUCGUCUUACUGCUCGUGCAUGAUCUCCUCCUGUCCAAGGGAGGGAUUCAAGCUGCCGAUGGUCCGAUCAAGCAAGCCGUCUUGAAACACAAGACACGCCUCAGUGCCGAGCUCGUCAAAGUCAAAGUCAAACGCGGUGUGACAAAAGUUGAAGACCUCGCUGUGUCGACUGCUGGAUCAUCCGGUAAUGGUCGACGAUGGGUCCGUCUUAAUACACUCAAGUCGAGUCAGGAGGAUAUCCUCCGUGCACUGGAAAAGGAAGGAUUCACUUACGUGGAUGGUGAACAUGACCUCUCGGGCAAAGCCUUCAUCCUUGACCGACACAUUCCGAACCUCGUUGCUAUCGCACCGUCUGUUCGGAUUCAAGAGUCGACCUUGUUCAAUGAGGGAAAGUUGAUUAUACAGGACAAGGCAUCAUGCUUUCCGGCAUUCGUCUUGGAUCCACCUUCGAAUCCGAACACUCACGUUAUCGACGCGACAGCUGCUCCUGGAAACAAGACCUCGCAUCUCAGCGCACUCAUGCAAGGACGAGGCCGGAUUACUGCCUUUGAACGAGACCGAAAGCGAUUUCAGACGCUGAAGACGAUGCUGGAGCGUGCUGGUGCGAGCAACGUUAUGCCAAAGAAUCAAGAUUUCUUGUCUGUGGACCCAAAUGAUGUCGAGUAUGCCAAUGUCACGCACAUUCUACUCGACCCAUCAUGCUCCGGAUCAGGAAUCGUCAAUCGACUGGAUCACUUGGUGCAAACAGAGAACGAAGGGGAUAGUGAGACAGACAAGCGGCUCGAGAAGCUGGCAUCGUUUCAAUUAACCAUGAUCAGACACGCCAUGAAAUUUCCUUCCCUACGUCGCCUCGUGUACUCAACGUGUAGUAUACAUGCAAAGGAAAAUGAGGAAGUAGUGAUUCAAGCACUUGAGUGCGACGAAGCCAUACAAGGGGGCUUUCUUCUGGAGGACAGAAGCAAGGUUAUCCCCGCCUGGCCUCGGAGGGGUAUGCUACCCGAAGGAAUUGCCACAGCCUUUGAUCCGGGCUCGGUAAUCAGGUGCUCUCCAGAGGACGGAACAAAUGGUUUCUUCGUAUCGUGCUUCAUUCGCGACGGCACUGCCUCUGCACCAAGUAAGCGGAAAGCCGAGGCUAUGUCAGAGGGCUCAGAAGACGAAGGUCCCAAAGAGCCAGUAGCAGCAAAGAAGAAGCGAAAGAAGCGAAAGGUCUAG
Messenger RNA from Serendipita indica DSM 11827, 1425 nucleotides. The record is from the annotation of a GenBank genome assembly. Lineage: Eukaryota; Fungi; Basidiomycota; Agaricomycetes; Sebacinales; Serendipitaceae.